CCAACGACCGCAAGUAAACCGACAUGAACGGUCGAUUCUGUGUUGCCGUCUCUUUCUCCGAUUCUGUACCCACUCAUCCUCUCCGUCCUCUCUCUCUCUCUCUCGUUGAAAAUCUUUCUUCGAGUAAUCGAUUGAGGCCCAGAACUUGAAGAUUGGUAAUCCGAAGCAGGAAGAAUGGAAUUAAUAAUAAAUUGACGAAGUGAUUCCAUUGCAGCCAAUCCCCCAUGAGCGGUGAAGGAAGGAGAGAGAGGACUACGACGGGGCAGAGGAGGUGAGGCCAUGAGGUUGAGGAGGAAGGGCGGCGGCGACUCGUGGAGCAGGUUCUUCUGGUGCACCCUCUUCGUCGUCUUCUCCUGCGUCCUCUUCACCGGCUUCACCUUCUCCUCUUUCCGCCUCUUCUUCGGAGAGAAGUACAAGCCGUUGGUGGUCCCGGCAUGGAGGAAGCCGGCGAUGGAAGCCGUGUCCGGCGAAUCGGUCGCCCCUCGGGCUAUCUCAGUCAGGGAGGUGGUCAUCUUCCCUGACCAGGCGGUGGCUUUCUUGGACUACCCUCCUUCGGCGAGGUUGUUAACGAAGGAGGACCUCCACUGCGCCUACUUCUUAGCUAAGUCGAGCGAGCCUCAGCUCGAGCUUCCGCCCAUUGCAGUGGACGGUGAGGAUGCGCACGAUCAGAUUGUUCGGUGCCCGCUCCAAUCUCAUGACGCGAGAGUGGCUCUUCGGUUGCGAUCGGAUGGUGGGGUGUUAUCCGGGCCAACGCAUAAGUGGGACUCGCUGGUGUACGAGGCUUUGAUCGACCAUGACAACACCACGGUUGUCUUCAUCAAGGGUCUGAAUUUACGGCCGGAGAGGGUCUCCAAUGCGUCCAAGUUCGAGUGCAUGUAUGGCUGGGAUUUCAGGACAUCGAAAUUCCUGCUCCGAGGAGAGGUCCUCUCGAUUGCCCAGGAGAUUGUUCGGUGCGAGACACCUCUCAGUGUCCUUAGCAGCGGGGCCUAUGGGGGAAACCGGUCGGUCAAGGUUUCUGUACGGGUCAAGGGCGGUGGCUUGAUCUUUCACUCGAUAGCACAACCGACUCACAAGCUUGCAGCCAGUUCUGGCCGGAGUAAAGCCCAUGAUAUGUGCGUAUGCACCAUGGUGAGGAACCAAGCUCGGUUUAUUAGGGAGUGGGUCAUGUACCAUUUUAAGAUCGGCGUUGAGAGAUGGUUCAUUUAUGACAACAACAGCGACGACGAUAUUGAGACACUGAUAGAUUCCCUGAACGACGCAGGGUAUAAUGUUUCCCGCCACGCAUGGCCGUGGAUCAAGACCCAGGAGGCGGGGUUUGCCCACUGUGCACUCCGAGCUCGGUCUGCCUGUGAGUGGGUUGGGUUCAUCGAUGUGGAUGAGUUCUUCCACAUGCCGACGAGCAUAGACCUAGGGGAAGUGCUGAGGAACUGGUCAGCGUCCGGGAGCGUUGCCGAGCUGAGGGUCUCAUGCCACAGCUUUGGGCCGUCAGGUCUCAAACAGGCCCCAAGGCAAGGGGUGACGGUCGGGUACACAUGCCGAGUAGCCCACCCUGAGCGUCACAAGAGCAUAGUCCGCCCAGAGGCACUGAACUCGUCCCUGAUCAACGUGGUGCACCACUUCCACCUGAGGGACGGGUUCGAGUUCGUGAACAUGGACCGGGGGGUCAUGGUGAUCAACCACUACAAGUACCAAGUGUGGGAGGUGUUCAAGGAUAAGUUCUACCGUAGGGUGGCCACCUACGUGGCCGACUGGCAGGAGGAGCAGAACGUCGGGUCCAAGGAUCGUGCCCCUGGACUGGGGACACGUGCAGUCGAACCGCCCGACUGGUCGAGCAGGUUCUGCGAGGUUCAAGAUACCGGGCUGAGAGACCGGAUCCUGCGGGUUUUUGCCAACCCGCAGACACGUAUAUUGCCAUGGCAAGAAAGGGAUGGUGAUGAUGAUGAUAAUAACAAGAACAGGCAGAGAGGCUGUGCGUAGAAGGCGGCAACUGUGAGUCCUUAGGGCAUUGGGAAAUAUUCAAAGUCGUUUUAAUUUCCUUAAUCAAAUUUUGGCUGUGUAGAUAAGAUUUUUGAUUUUGUAGAUAUGAUGAAUAAGUUAGUGGAAACAAUAAAUAUUACAGCGUGCCGUUGUCCCAAUUAUGAAUUAAUAGAGAUCUGUAGAGGUGACAUGAGACUUUCUCAA
Molecule: messenger RNA, 2181 nt
Organism: Punica granatum (pomegranate)
Lineage: Eukaryota; Viridiplantae; Streptophyta; Magnoliopsida; Myrtales; Lythraceae
Source: RefSeq, a predicted model, not a curated record